Molecule: messenger RNA, 1614 nt
Organism: Conger conger (European conger)
Lineage: Eukaryota; Metazoa; Chordata; Actinopteri; Anguilliformes; Congridae
Gene: siglec15l
Product: sialic acid binding Ig-like lectin 15, like
Exons: 9
Coding region: 23-1132 (369 amino acids)
Biological process (GO): regulation of osteoclast development; regulation of bone resorption; regulation of actin cytoskeleton organization
Cellular component (GO): plasma membrane
Source: RefSeq, a predicted model, not a curated record
CUCUUAGUAUAGCAUACUGAAAAUGUCAGACUGGGUGCUGUGCCUCCUUCUUCUCUGCUGCAUCAUAGGUUGUCGUGGUGUGCAGUGGUCUCUUGAUGACUCGCCUAAGGUUGAUGGCACUAAGGGACAGUAUGCCAUUCUACCAUGCUCUUUCACCCACCCAGAACAGCAGUCAUUCACAGGGGAGAUCCUUGUAAAAUGGAUAACAGGAACAUUUCAUGGUCCUACCAUGUUCCAGUGCAGUGUGAUGAACAGCACUGAAGGGAGGUAUGAAAAGUGCUCAGACCCUAAUGUGCCGAACCGUUACUCUCUGCGGGGAAACCCACGGGAGAGGAACCUGUCUCUCCUCAUCCAGGGACUGGAGCUCUCUGACAUCGAUCAGUACUAUUGCAGAGUGGAGCUGGACAACACGAGAAGUACCAUGUACCAGAGCCCAAAAGGAACAUUCCUCAAUAUCCCUGACCAAGGAACACUUAUUGUAACAAAGAGGAGGUGGAAGAUAAACCAUCAGGGUGCAUUUCCCUCUCCUCCAGCUCCGCCUGAGAUCCUCAGCCUCUCCCAGGUGCCAGGACCUCCACCCAGCAAUGUCAGCCUGGAAUGUGUGGCUGAAGGGAACCCACGUCCUACCCUCACCUACCACUCUCCAGCAGGCCUGGAGAUACCUGGCUCCAUGCUCGUCCCAUUAGUCCCAUCAAAGGUCAAUCGAUUCCGGACUAUGGUUCACAUCCCUAUGGCUACAAGUGACCCACACAUCUGCCGGGCAACAAACAAGCUUGACACAGUGGAGCAGAGCUUCCUCUCACAUCAGCGGCCUUCAGCCCUAGUCCUGGCCCUGUGCGUCUCUGGUGCCAUGCUUCUGCUGGGCCUGGGGCUUUUCCUCUGGCUCAAGCAUAGAGGAACUGUAUCAUCCUGCAACUGUGGAUACAGGCACAAACAAAAAUGGGAAGCUCACAGUCAACCACCAGAAGUGCCAGUCUCUGAAAUACCUUUAUAUGCCAAUAGCAUCGAAGCCAAAGGUGAUACGGGUAUCAUAUAUGCAGAUAUCAGUGUGAAGAACAUCACAAAUGAUCUGAGUUCUAUGACAAAAGAUGGGGAAAACGAUGUCUGCUAUGCUGAGGUGAAAUUCAAUUGAAACUCUGCCUGGUUGAAGGAGAGCUGCAUCUGUCUGUAUUGGCUUGGAGCUACAUUAUCUAAUUUCAUGUGGGCAGCAGUGUGUUGUGGUUGACUUAUUUGAGAAUUUUAAUGCAGAUAGCAAAUAUAGUGUGUGCAGGUUCUGGUAUGAAUAAGCAUGAAGCGUGUCUGUCUAAUGGUAUUCUAAUAAUGCAAUAUACAAAAGUAUAUUGAUUCCAGUGAAUCAUUAAUAAAGCACACCGCAUAUGUUGUAAAAUAAAGCUUAUGUCAAUAACUGUAUUAUUUUUUUGUUUACAGCAUUUUAUGUGCAUAUAAUUCCUUUUUUUUUUUCACUGUAUGUGUGAAUGUCUCUGCAAUAUAGUAAAUAACCUUUAUUUUUGUCAUUGAACCAUAUCAAGGUCCAUGGUAAGCCAGUGGUGGAUCUCUUGUGUAGCCAUAAGAUUGGCAUUUUAACCGUAAAAUAUAACUUCAUUUUCCUUGUCA